AUGUCGUCAUCGUCGUCCUCAUCCUUCAACGACUCCUGGAGGGAUGCGGUGUCCCGCUCCAAGUCGCGGAGAUCGUCGUCCUCCGCAGCCUCAUCAAAGUCGACCACGUCAACCGCCUCGCAGACCAAGGCUAAGAUAGCCGACACCGCUGCCGCCGCCGCCACCGCCGACGCCACGGCUGCGCCGCCGUCGUACGCGACUACGUCGGCCAAGCCCACCGUCGCCACCACGCGCCAGACCCAGCCACAAGCCAACCAGCGCUUCUCUCAGUACCUCGCCCGCUUCAACAUGAGCCCGAGUCCAGCGGUAGCGAGGGCCCCAGCGGGAGCGAAGACGACGAGGGCUUCGGGAUGGGCGGCGGCAGCAUCGAGUACCGGAAGUUUCUGCUGCGCAGGUCCACCUCAUCGGCGGGGGCCAAGGAGACCGCCGCCCGCGUGUCGACGCCGGGCAGAAGAGGCCUGGGCACCGGCAGCGAUAACGUCGAGCGCAAGAAGUUUCUGCUGCGCAGAGCGAGCUCGUCGGCUGGCGAAAACGAUACUGCCGGCGGGUCGUCGUCGCCGCCCGUCGGAGGGACGGCCGCCGGCUUGCCGAGCACCUCGGCCUCCCGUCGACCCGCCAACAAGGGCAAAGCCGGCGCGAAAGCUUACCGUGGGGGCGUUGGCGCCGGCCGCCACGCCCGCGCGAUCGCCGACGAGAGGGACGCCGGAGUCGUUCUCGGCCUCCAAGCUGUUGCGGGCGAAGGCCGCCAAGGAGAAGGAGCAGCACCAGCACCAGCACCAGGAGGAGGACGAGGAGGAGGACGAGCGGCGGAAUUUCUUCCGAGACCCGCGCUUGGAAGCGACGUUGGCGUUGAUACGGUCUGGACAGGCGUUCUGCCAGGAGCGACAUAUCGUGGUGGACUUCGUGAGGCGAGCGAAGCCGACGACCGUUGGCUUGGGCAAGGCAGAGCUGCAACCCAUGGACGAUCUCACAAGGCAUGCCCUCCUCCUGACGGAUGCGGCGCUCUACCUGCUCGAGGUGGAGAUGCUACCGCCGGUGCCGCCGAGAUCUCCGUCUCCCGGGCAGGGGCACCCGCCCUCGCAAGCCGGAUCGCCGGAGUCGACGGAACGGGGCUCGUUUCCGCGAUCGCCGAACGUGGUGGGGCCGGGGGCGAGAGGGGGGGGGGGGAUGAUAGCGGCGGUGGUAGUGGAGAAGGCGAAGGUGAAGAGCAUAAAGCUCAUGGACCGGCUGCAGCCCUCGGAGCUGCUGAAGGUCUCACUACCGUUCCGGGAGGUCACCCUGAGGAACGGCGACGUGGUGGCGAAGCGGGGGUGCGGCAUCGUGCUCCACACGAGCGUGGAAGGGCGGGAGGGGAACCUGUGGCUCAAGUGCCGGUCGAAUCAGGACCGGGGGGCCCUCGUCGAAGCCCUGGUUCCCUGGUUCGAGACCAACUCGCCCACGAGAAAAGAGCUGAACGUGCAGCAGGUGCCGGAAAGUCCAAUGGCGCGGCAACUGGCCCGACUCAACGCCGCGGGAGGGAGCGAUGUGAUGCGGCGAAAGGAUACAGAUUGUUUAAUAUCGUGAGAAACAACAUUGUCAUCUCGUCUGAAAGCGAGAGCGCCAGCGGGGGGGCGGAGCGGAGCGGGGCUGGGGCGGGGCCUAACCAUUCUCCAGGGGGUGAAGCGCGGCGGUCACAUGAUGAAGCGUGAAUAGUAGCGUGGACGAUCCUCUGGGAAUUUUGGCGGAAUUUUCGCGGUGAGAGGGCACCCGCUCGCGGCCACAGGCGAGGGAGAUCACGCGGUGGUUUCACACAAGGCAGGUCCCGAUUCCCUUCGUCUAAUUGCCCCAAGGCGUUCUGUCUCACCGCUGCCAGCCACCUCAGUUUUUAUUCAUUUUAUUUUUGGUGUUUUGUCGCGUUGUAUAGAUGAUCUAGACGUGGCAUGGAUGGCGGCGCGAUUGUAUAGUUAUCGCGACGGGGGUUGAAUUGGGUUCUCGUGCUCACCGCUUGGAUUUUACAACACAAGGAGGCCGAACCGAGGGAGUCGUCUCCAGUUGUUGUGUGUGUGUUUUUUUUGUUCGUCGAACACGCGUACGGUAGGCCGUGAGCGUUUCGCGACAACGACGCGAAUGUUCUUCCUGGAUUGGUGUGGUUGCCCUCGGACGCCCCCCCCCCUCGCGAGAGGUGUCUAGGCCUGCGGAACCCCCUAGCUGUCUUGCAGUAGUUAAGGAUAAGACACGCAUCUGCCAUGUGUUUUUUAACGUUGUGUUUUGGUAUCUACGAAUUAGCGCUUGAUUUCUUGCGAGCAGCAUCGUGUGUUUUCUUUGUAUUUGGUCGAUUACGCCCUGCCGGACCCUCUGGGCAUGGCGCCCGUAUGUACCACUAUUGUGUUGUCGCAUCCGUUAUUUCUUAUUGCUGCUGUGCUGCGAUCGGGAAGGAGCACUCCUAGCUAGUAUAUUGAACCCGUUUUCUGAACUGCUGUGAAGCAUGUAUCAUUUAUUCAUUUUUUUUGCUUGUCAUAAAAAAUAAAUACCGGUAGAGAACAUGCGCCGCGGGGGGCAGUAUCCGGCUCGUUGCCGAGCAUAGUGCACCGAAAAUGCGGGGUCCGUGGGGAGCAUGGUACGUGUUGUGGUAGCAUCACGCACACGGCACACCCAGACGUGUAGGCCUGGUCGCGGGCACAAUCGGGCUUGGGGGUAGCCCCCUUGUGGGAACUGCUUCGCUGCGCGGUGUCGGUUAUUGUAGGGCACAAACUCUCGGCCUUACCGCUGUAUUUCGCGUUGUGCGGUCUGUCGGCGUCGUGCGGGGGUCGAGUAAAUGCUUCGCCGCUGACCCAGCGCAAGGGGUGGGGGUACCCAGGGCUUGGCGUUUGCUUGUUUGAUUUCGGUCCCUCCGGUUGUUUUUCCUUCCCUCCAGUUUUUUUUUUUUUGUCAAUAUACCGUGUUUUCUGGGGGUUUGCUUCUCAAACCCAUUGAUUGGUGAUUGGUGCUCUGGUGGGUGCGUUGCGAGCACGCAUGUCAUGUCGUCCGGGCUUUCCGUUGCAUGGCGCGUCUGGCGUUAACUAACGCCCCCCUUUUGUGCUUUUCGUUCCACGUCGCCACCUGGAUCUCCUUCAGGUUUUUUUCGUGUUUUGGCCUUUUUUUUCGCAAAGAAGCGUUUGUUCGAAACCGGUUGUGUUGUCGAAUCGGAUGGAUGCAUGUCGCCUUUUUUUUUUUUUUUUCGAAACGAGUUGCCGUCCCAACCCCCCACCACCCUGACCGAUUGCUCUGUGCUCUUAUUAGUACGUCAGUAUGACGGCCUCGAAGCUUUGGUGCUCGAAACGCCACCCACGUCUUGAAGAGUAAGAGCAUCACGCGGAAGACAAAACAAUAGUGUAAGACAACCGAUCGUUCUCCCCUUCCUUUGUUCAGUCCCCAGAGAUUUGUUGGCGGCCGUGCGCCCGGGGAAGAAGAAAACGGCUGUUUUGUCGUGGUGGUCUGUCGCGUGCGGGAGGAACGACCGUGCCGUUCCACUGCGACCCCGAACCGGUCAGGGUUAAAGGGUUGCCUGUUUUCCCAACCGUUCGUUUCUGUCCUUUUUUGCUCGCGAGAGGGUGCGCGCGACCGAACGCCCUGCCUUCGGCGACGCUUUGCCGAGCAAUGCUUUGUUGGACACAGCACGGGCGGAGGUUUGGGGGCUCAGUUUUAGUGUCUGUCUCCCCCACUGCCCCCCAGAGGGUCAGAUCCAUCACCACUACUGCUGUAGUGUUUGCGGCAUUGUGUGUUUUGUUUGUGGUUGGCGUUUGUGGGUUCUUCGUGGUACCAAAGUGUCCCCUUCCCUCGUACCCUCUCUUUGUACGGUACCAUUUUACGGAGUUCUGUUUUUUUUUUUUUGUGAUGCGGUGGUAGCGUAGUAGCAGGUGGCCCCAAAUCGUCUGGUUUGGUGUAUUGGAUGAUGCGUGUCGUACGUAAAAGGCUUGGUGUAAACGGCGGGGUACCCUGUAGGUGUGUGUUCAUGGGAGACAGCUGUGGGUGGAGCUGGUUUUCCCGCUCUUUGGCCUGCAGCUGAAAAACGAACAAUCACGUCAAAAUAGAAGAGACACAA
Ectocarpus siliculosus is the source of this 4060-nucleotide messenger RNA. NCBI's taxonomy places the organism in Eukaryota, Phaeophyceae, Ectocarpales, Ectocarpaceae. The record is from the annotation of a GenBank genome assembly.